AUGUUUAUAAUUUCUCAUAUUUCCCUCUCAAAUCUCUGGCCUGAUGGCUCCCUCUAUAUUUCUGAUUCAAUUCUUACUUCUCAGGUUAUUGAGAUAUCCAAAUGUACGUGCUUGAUCGGCGCUUCUGCUGUUCCCGGGGCCUUCUCACCAGAUAUCUUACAACUGAUGCUCAAGUUCACCGAAAAGCCUCUUAUCAUGGCUCUUAGUAAUCCGACUUCGAAAGCUGAAUGCACUGCUGAACAAGCUUACCAACAUACAAAGGUUAUCAAUAAAUUUGUACUAAUGCUUGUUAAAUUUUAG
Molecule: messenger RNA, 300 nt
Organism: Protopolystoma xenopodis
Lineage: Eukaryota; Metazoa; Platyhelminthes; Monogenea; Polystomatidea; Polystomatidae
Source: the annotation of a GenBank genome assembly